UGCUUUAUCUUUGAAUUGAAUUAUUUAUAAGCCAUGAAAUACAUGUGCAACUGCCAGCGAUACGAUCGCGUGUAAUCGAACGGUAGUUUGGAAAAUAAAAAAAUGCAAAUCCAAGAGAGCAAUCAAACGCAAUACAGAGGAAAUAAUUUUCCGGCCAUGGACAGUUAGUUUACUCGAGUAAACGUAGCUGGAUAACAAUAUUUACGAAUACUACGUUUUUAAAUAAUAAAGUGCCCGUAAUUCAAAUUACUGCAAGUUUAAACUACAUCUAUAGGUAUUAUUUAUUCGGGCCAGAUAAAAAAUUUUUUUGAAGUAAUUUAAAAGAAUGAAUAAAUAAUUAUUGCUGUAUAAAAUUUCCAAAACGCUCAUCUAUUUUAAGAGACAAUAACUUAAAAAUUCGAAAACCCUAAAAUGGAUACGGCAAAAGUAAACAAUGGUGAUGUACUUGGCGUUGGUUAUUGGAAGUUAAAUAAAUUAAUGCUUAAGUCAGUGGGUCUUUGGCCAUAUCAGAAAAGUUCUACAAAAAUGUGCAUUCGAACGUUCAUCUUUAUCGCGAUUUACAGCAUGAUGAUACCUCAGAUUAUAAGAACAUUUGAAGAAUGGGGCAAGAAUUCAGAAAUAGUUAUAGAAAACAUUACAGGAUUUUUAUACUUCCAAGUCGUAAUUACAAAAUAUGUUACCAGUUGCAUAGCCGAAUCAAACCUUCAAUAUUUGUAUGUAAGGAUUACGGAAGAUUGGAACCACUUCAGAGACGAGGGAGAACAGAAGGUUCUGAGUCACUUCGCUAGCCACGGACGUUUCUUAACCAUAGGAUAUAGCGUAUACUUGUACACCGCCGGGAUCGCUUUUACAACACUUCCUUGUUUGAUACCUGCCGUUUUGGAUCUGAUUAUACCUCUAAACGAUUCCAGACAGAAGGUUCUCUGCUUCUAUGGUGAAUACUUCAUCGAUCAAAGGGUGUAUUAUUACGAAUUAUUGUUACAUACCUUUGUCUGUGUUAUGUGCACUAUCAUGCUCUUUACUACUAUCGAUGCAGCUUAUGCCUGCUGUAUAGAGCAUGUGAUUGGACUAUUCAAUAUUGUUGAUUAUCGUUUGAACCAGGCAUUCAAUCUCGUCAAGGACAAGUAUGACACUAAAUCAGAGGUCAUGCGAAGUGAGAUUCAUAAAUGCGUACUUAGAUCGAUAGAGGUGCACAACCAUUCAAUAGAAAUUGUUGAACUCAUACAAACUACAUACACGACUUGCUUUUUCUUCACUACUGGCAUAAGUCUCAUAUGUCUUAGUCUAGGAACUGUCGAUAUGAUGCUGAGCGUAAAUAAUUAUAUUAAUUUCGCAAGAGUCUUCUUUGCAUGGUGUGGAAUAGUUAUUUAUUUCUUUUAUAUUAGCAUGCCAGGUCAACGAAUCAUAGAUGCCAGUUCAGAUAUUUUUAAUUCUGUUUACUUCAGUGGCUGGUAUGACUUUCCUCUGAAAACGCAGCGUUUACUUAAGUUUAUGAUGAUGCGGUGCUCUGUUCCUUGUCAAUUCACAGCUGGUCCUUUGCUAGUUCUCAAUUUGGAAAAUUGUGGAGUUAUAUUGAAAACUGCAAUGUCUUAUUGUACAUUCGUGUUUGCGAUAAGCUAAGGCAUGGUUGAAACAAGAAGAUCAAAAUGUUGAAUAUAAGUAGUUUUGAUUUAAUAAAAUAAAAAGUUGAAGAUUUGAGCUAAGCAUGCCAUCUAAUGGACAAGGCUUGAAGCUCACUUCAGAGCGAAA
Molecule: messenger RNA, 1749 nt
Organism: Nasonia vitripennis (jewel wasp)
Lineage: Eukaryota; Metazoa; Arthropoda; Insecta; Hymenoptera; Pteromalidae
Gene: Or166
Product: odorant receptor 166
Exons: 10
Coding region: 412-1620 (402 amino acids)
Biological process (GO): sensory perception of smell; detection of chemical stimulus involved in sensory perception of smell
Cellular component (GO): plasma membrane
Molecular function (GO): olfactory receptor activity; odorant binding
Source: RefSeq, a predicted model, not a curated record